This is a messenger RNA of Penicillium atrosanguineum, 768 nucleotides long. RefSeq names its product SDR family NAD(P)-dependent oxidoreductase. NCBI's taxonomy places the organism in Eukaryota, Fungi, Ascomycota, Eurotiomycetes, Eurotiales, Aspergillaceae. The transcript has 2 exons. The record is from RefSeq and is a predicted model, not a curated record. Gene Ontology annotation, molecular function: oxidoreductase activity, acting on the CH-OH group of donors, NAD or NADP as acceptor. The coding region runs from base 1 to 768 and encodes 255 amino acids.
AUGGCCGCCCAAGAAUUCAAAGGCAAACUUGCCAUUGUCACCGGAGGCGCCAAGCAGAACGGCAUUGGCUUCGCGACUGCCUGUGCGCUGGCCAAGGGCGGUGCUGAUAUUGUCCUCCACUACAAUUUGAACAAGGAGGCGGCCCAGAACAGUGCCACCAAGAUUCGCGAGCUUGGGGUCAAAGUCGCCGUCGUCCAAGGCGACGCGGGGUCCCUGAGCUUCGGAGACGAUGUUGUUCGCGCUACCUUGGAGGCGUUCCCAGGUCGCCAGAUUGACAUCAUCAUCAACAAUGCCGGUCACGCCACCUUCCAGGAGGGCACUGAGGCGGCCGUGGUCGAGGACUUUGACGCUUUAUUCCACCCCAACGUCAGAGGCCCGCACCUCCUGGUGCGAGCUGCCCUUCCCCACAUCGCCUCUCCUGGCGGCCGCAUUGUUAAUGUUGGCAGCGUCGUUGCGCGCACCGGGGCUAAACAAGCAGCCCUCUACUCAAGCACGAAAGGAGCCUUGAAUACUUUGACUCUGGCUUGGGCCGAAGAGUUGGGGGAGAGGGGCAUCACUGUCAACGUUGUUGCCCCGGGACCGAUCGCUACGGAUUAUGCCCCUCCCGAGGAGCAUCCGUUGACUAAGAAGUUCCGGGCACAGCAGUACAUCAAGCGCAACGGAGGAGCGGAGGAGGUUGCGAAUGUGAUCGUUUUUGCGGCAAGUUCUGGCGCUAGCUUUGUAUCGGGUCAAGUGUUGGGUGUUGAUGGAGGUCUGAGUUAUGUAUAA